This is a messenger RNA of Abrus precatorius (Indian licorice), 2633 nucleotides long. RefSeq names its product probable LRR receptor-like serine/threonine-protein kinase At1g63430. The record is from RefSeq and is a predicted model, not a curated record. The transcript is spliced from 13 exons. Bases 420 to 2414 code for a protein of 664 amino acids. Gene Ontology annotation, biological process: protein phosphorylation. NCBI's taxonomy places the organism in Eukaryota, Viridiplantae, Streptophyta, Magnoliopsida, Fabales, Fabaceae. Gene Ontology annotation, molecular function: ATP binding; protein binding; protein kinase activity.
UAAUCAAAAUCAAUUCUUGGCACUUGCUUGUUGGCUAAACUCUCUUUGAAUCAAAGUUUUCAUUCUCUCAUGGUUUGUGUCCAAUGUCACUGUCACCCUCACAAUUUGCUCUUUUCUUUCUGUGUCUCUCAUCUCAACCAGCUAGUUGGUUAUUCUUUCCCUGGUAGUUGCAAAAUCUUGGAUUUAAACUCUUCUUUCACUUUGUUUUAUCUUUCACUUCUUUGCUGCAAAACAUGCCAAGCCCAACACACAAUGCAGAUUUUUAGAAUCUUUUUAAACUUUGUUGUAUCUUAUAUUCUUUCAUAGUAUAAAUCCAUCCUACCUAGUCUGGGGUAUCCUGUUUUCCAUUCUUGGAAAGUGCACUUUGAAUUUUGUUAGUUUCAUUGCAGUGAAGUGAGUGGUUGACCAGGAACGAGCACAUGUAUAGAAAAUUCUGGGAAAAGAUGAAGCUUUUUACUUCAUUGUUGUUUCUCAGUUUAAUUUUCACGCUCUCUCUUGUGGCUUCUGACACUGUGCCCUUAAACGAAGUUAUGGCGCUUAUGAACUUCAAAGAAGCUAUCUAUGAAGACCCAUAUCAAGUUUUAUUCAAUUGGGAUACGGUGGAAGCAGAUCCUUGUAACUGGUUUGGAGUUUCAUGCACUAUGGCUCGAGAUCAUGUCAUCAAGCUAAACAUAUCAGGAUCAUCAUUAAAGGGGUUUCUUGCACCAGAGUUGGGGCAAAUCACAUCCUUGCAAGAACUAAUUUUGCAUGGCAACAGUCUCAUUGGGACAAUACCUAAAGAGUUGGGGGUGUUGAAAUUUCUCAUGGUAUUGGAUUUGGGAAUGAAUCAGUUAUCGGGACCAAUUCCUCCAGAAAUUGGAAAUCUAACCCAAGUUGUGAACAUAAAUUUACAGUCCAACAGGUUGAGUGGUAGGCUACCUCAGGAGCUUGGAAACUUGAGAAACCUUCAAGAACUUCGGCUGGAUAGGAAUAGGCUUCAAGGACCUGUUCCUGCUGGUGGUAGUUCGAAUUUUGCUUCAGAUAUGUAUGCAUCACAGCAGAAUGUAACGGGCUUCUGUCGUGCGCCUCAGUUAAAAGUAGCAGACUUCUCGUAUAAUUUUUUAGUUGGUAGAAUACCCAAAUGCUUGGAGUAUCUUCCAAGGUUAAGCUUUCAAGGGAACUGCCUCCAGAACAAGGAUUUAAAGCAGCGGCCUUCUAUACAAUGUGCGGGUGCUUCACCUGCCAAGAGCCAGCCUGUGGUGAACAGAAACCGCCAACCUACUGACUACGCAACCAAGCAUCGAGCAUCAAAACCUGUUUGGCUUUUGGCUCUAGAAAUAGUAACUGGAACUAUGGUGGGCUCUCUCUUUCUGGUUGCUGUUCUUGCUACUUUUCAAAGAUGUAACAAAAAAUCAUCUAUCAUUAUUCCUUGGAAAAAAUCUUCAAGCCAGAAAGAUCAUACGGCCGUAUAUAUAGACCCCGAGAUGUUGAAGGAUGUGAGAAGGUAUAGCAGACAAGAUCUUGAAGUGGCCUGUGAAGACUUCAGCAACAUAAUUGGGUCCUCACCAGAUAGUGUGGUCUACAAGGGAACCAUGAAAGGUGGGCCUGAGAUUGCUGUAAUUUCUCUCUGCAUCAAGGAGGAGCAUUGGACAGGAUAUCUUGAGCUCUAUUUUCAGAGAGAGGUGGCAGACUUGGCAAGGUUAAAUCAUGAGAAUAUAGGAAAAUUACUGGGCUAUUGUAGAGAGGACACUCCAUUUACAAGGAUGUUGGUUUUUGAUUAUGCUUCAAAUGGGACACUUUAUGAACACUUACAUUAUGAAGAAGGAUGCCAAUUCUCUUGGACACGGCGAAUGAAGAUUGCCAUAGGCAUUGCACGCGGACUCAAGUACUUGCACACAGAAACUCAGCCUCCAUUUACUAUCUCAGAGCUCAAUUCUAGUGCUGUAUACCUUACAGAAGAAUUUUCCCCUAAGUUGGUUGAUUUUGAAAGUUGGAAGACAAUUCUCGAAAGAUCAGAAAAGAAUUCUGGUUCUAUUGGCAGCCAAGGUGCUGUUUGUGUUCUUCCAAACUCGCUUGAAGCGCGCCAUCUUGAUACCAAAGGAAACAUAUAUGCUUUUGGGGUACUUCUGCUAGAGAUAAUCAGUGGUAGACCUCCAUACUGUAAGGACAAAGGGUACUUGGUGGACUGGGCCAAGGACUAUCUUGAAAUGCCAGAUGUAAUGUCACAUUUGGUGGAUCCUGAACUGAAACAUUUUAGAAAUGAUGACCUCAAAGUGAUAUGCGAGGUAAUAACUCUUUGUAUCAACCCUGAUGUCACUGCGGGUCCAUCCAUGCAAGAAUUAUGUAGCAUGCUUGAGAGCAGAAUUGACACAUCAGUAAGCGUGGAGCUUAAGUCAUCAUCUUUGGCUUGGGCUGAACUUGCACUUUUAUCAUAAUAUAGUCAAAACUCAAAGUUAACAGAUCUACACUAAAGCAGAGAGAUAUACACCAGUAAUACUUUUCUGACUACUUUCUUUAUUUCUUUUUCUUUUACUUUUCAAUUUUAUUUCCAUUGUAAAUGAUUGCUCAAAAUGGGUACGUGUUAGGCCUAAGCACGACAAAGUCUCGUUGUAUAGCACUAGCGGACUAGCAGAAGUCCAGAAAUUGUUAAAUAG